Molecule: messenger RNA, 1633 nt
Organism: Phaeodactylum tricornutum CCAP 1055/1
Lineage: Eukaryota; Bacillariophyta; Bacillariophyceae; Surirellales; Neidiaceae
Exons: 2
Coding region: 538-1050 (170 amino acids)
Molecular function (GO): nucleic acid binding
Source: RefSeq, a predicted model, not a curated record
CACAGUAAAUUAGAAAUUUGUCAGUUUUAACUGUAAAUUGCCUAUCGGAUAGAUGGAUCACUCGUCUUUUCAUUGAUGUAAACGUGGCUUCCAAUUAGAACAGCCAGAACAAAACUUGACCUCCGGGUUCUCUCGAAAGACACUUCGCGGUUGGUUGCAGUUCCGAUCUUGCCGCGAUCUUUUUGCCGUGGUUUACGUCAACAACAUGAGACCUUGAAGGAAAAUCUGCAUUGAUUCCUGAAAGCCCCGCAUUGCGACUUUGAUUCAAUAGAUGAGAAAGAGCCGGUGGUGGGCUUUCUAUUUAGCAUUCAAAUAAACUUUCAUUGAGAGACAUCGGUGCUUCAUUUGUGGAUUAUUUAUGCUAAAAGUUGCCUGCGGCCCGAGCCGAAUUGAUCGAAAACUCAUUUUGCAAAAGCAUGUGUAGAAAUCCAGCCGGAUUGAUUCUUGGACAUUGUUGACAUCGAAGAGUGAUUAAAAGCUGGCAAACCUCGAUAAAUAGACGUACAGAGGGGUAUCGGAACUGGUAAAAGAGAUCCAAUGUCCACAGAACAAGGCGAAAGGUCUUCCAGUCAAAAAGCGGCCUCAUCAAAAAGCCAAAAUCCCUCCGAAACCUUGGUUGCUAUUAAACCUGAAAAAACAAGCUCCCAAUCAGUCUCGUCGGAUCCCGUCACCACUCCUUCGAAGCUGAAAGAUGAAGUAUUUCUAAAACCACAUCCUGUCAAACGUGACCAGCCGUCGGACAGUACCACACCAUCCACUCCAGAGGACCGCCCAAAUCGUCCGCUCCAAGUUAUCGCAGUCAGUGCUUCCAAGGGCCCCGCAGCCUUUUUCAAUCUCGCCCGAAAGUUUCUCGUCACUGACGAGAUGUGCGAUCUGUCAGCGUUGGAAGGAGCUAUUGUGACAGCAGUUGACGCGGCACAUCUUUUGGAACGGUCGAAACUUGCCGCGAUCGUCAGCAGUGGAACCGAGGAGGAAAACAGUACCAUCGCCACAGCUGCAACCAAACUCGCCCCCCGGCGAGGCUUCAUUGUCACCCCUAUCACCUUCUAAUCCUAACGUAGCAUCGUCAAGACAUACAGCGCAGUCACCACCUAUAACGCAUCCAGUUUCCACGGAAGACUCACAGUCAGCAACAACUCGAGGGAGAAACACACCCGGAGGUCGGGAGCUUCGGAGAGCACGAAUUGUCAUAACUGUGAAACGAACAGAAAGGUACAAGCAAUGGCUGGAGGAGAAUCCGCUCCAAGCAAUAAUUGCUGGUGACGAUGGAGACGACGACCAGAGAGAUUCUCCAAUUCCUACGGAUUCGAGAGAAUCUGGAUUUUCCUCUUCUCACCAACAACAGAAGCAGCGAUGAAACGCACCGUGCCAUGUGUACCUGGCGAUCUUCAAAAUAUUCACGCAUUCCUACGACGCUCGUCGGAGACAGGUACCUUGACAUUUCCAUGUAUCCUCAACCUUGCAGCGUUCGCCUCUUUGUUGGACAAACAUCCGAAAUUUUCCACGCUAGGAUCGGCCAACCAACCAAAAUUACUAUUAACCAAUAGACGUCUAAAACUGUAUAUCUUUGCGCAGUCUCGUGGGUUAGUACAGAUGCUUGCAGCAAGUGUCAACCUUCAUUGGAAGAUGUCCA